AUCCUUCUUGAUUCAAAAUGGAAGCCUCCCUGUUAAUGAAGUGUACCCGAGGUAUUUUAGGAUCAAGGGCACAUACUGUUCUAAAUGAUUUACUGCUUCGAGCUACUAGAGGCUUUAGUUCUCUUCCUCAAGCAAAUGAUAAUGUGAGGACUGUGUUUAGAACUUCUGAAAACGAUCCAAGACAACAUACUCUUGAUCAUGUAGGCCUAUUUUACACAAUCCCUAAAGAUGAAGUAGAUGGUCUGCUUAAAGAUACCAUUCAUCCAUGGCAUAUGAGACUGAUGAAGACUUUCAAUGAAUCUUGUCUCAUGGUAAGAAAACCAUCUAUUGAGUUGAAUGAAUAUAUCAGGAACUUCAACUUAAAUCACCCAGUUCCUAGAUUUAUACUCUAUGGACGCAAAGGAGCUGGUAAAUCAUGUGUGCUGCACCAUACAAUGCAGUGUUGUCACAGAGACAAUUGGAUCAUAGUUAAUGUUCCAUGGGCUGGUCAGUGGGCUCGUGGCUGGUACAAGGAAGUGUCUGAAUCCAUCUACAAGCCAGGGCGAUUUGAUCUUCCUACAGAUGGAGCUCAGUGGCUUAAUCACUUUAAGAAUCAGAACAAAGGAAGAUUGCAGAAUUUAAAAACAACUUCAGAGUAUAUUUGGACAAAAAGAGAAAAAGCAGAAAUCGGCACAUCUUUUGAAGAAUUAAUAGAUUUUGGCCAAUCUCGUCUAAAGUUUUCUUGUGAUUGUGUGGGAGUAAUUUUAAAAGAACUGAGAAAACAAGCACAAACUCAACAACUAAAAGUUCUGGUGGCUGUCACAUCUGUCAAUGCAUUCUAUGUUCAAUGGAAUCAUUUAAAUGCUUUAAAAAACUCUGAAAAGAAGAAGCUACAUCCAGGUGAAAUAUCUCUUAUACAUAACUUCAAGAAAAUGGUCAGUCCAACUUGGAAUCAUGGAGUUGCUGUGUGCACAGUGGAUGAAACUGCCAAUAAUGAAAAUGAAAGACAAAACUAUACACCCUUUUAUUUGUUGAAGCAGGAGGGUUUUGAUGCACUGGAUCCAUUUGUACCAAUAUUGGUUCCAGAAUAUACAGAGAAAGAGGCCCUAAGUAAUUUAAACUACUAUAUGGAUCGCAAUUGGGUUCAAAAUGACUAUGGAAAGACUGAAGAGGGCAAAAAAGAAAUAAUAUUUGUUAGCAAUCAUAAUGCAUUCAGUUUGUAUAAAGUGUGUUCGUCUUUGUGAAUUUAAAGAGAGCAGUUCAUUAUCCCUUUUGAGUUUGUGUGUAUGUGCUUGUAAGUUGUGAAUUAUAAAUUGCAUAUGUAAAUACAUCAUUUAAUCGAUACUUUUUUUUAGUAGUUAUUGUUAAUAAUGGAUAAUGUAUAUUUACUGUUGGCUAAUCUCUCAUUAAAGGAUUUCAAAAUGAAG
This is a messenger RNA of Physella acuta, 1406 nucleotides long. RefSeq names its product small ribosomal subunit protein mS29. NCBI's taxonomy places the organism in Eukaryota, Metazoa, Mollusca, Gastropoda, Physidae. Gene Ontology annotation, cellular component: mitochondrial small ribosomal subunit; mitochondrial ribosome. The record is from RefSeq and is a predicted model, not a curated record. Gene Ontology annotation, biological process: apoptotic process. Gene Ontology annotation, molecular function: structural constituent of ribosome.